GUGAGAACCAUCUGUACCAGUUAGACGCUGACCUGAAUCUGUUGGUAGAUGUCCAGACAGGCCCAAAGAACGACAGCACCAUGUGUUUUCCGCCCCCAGGGGCCUGCUUUGUCAACAGGACAGCCACCAAUAACCACAACAAGGUGUUGGUGGUGGAUACCCAGAGAAGAAACCUGAUUACCUGUGGCAGCGUGUACCAGGGAAUGUGUGAAACCAGGAGUCUUGCCAACGUGUCCAAAGUAUUUGACACUCCUGACGGCAAAGAUAUCCAGAACUUCGCAGUUGCUGCCAACACGGAGGAUGGCUCCACGGUUGCAUUCAUAGCACCUGGCCCGUCAUCGCUGAUGGGAACCGUGCUGUACGUGGCCACGACUUACACAG
Messenger RNA from Candidula unifasciata, 381 nucleotides. Lineage: Eukaryota; Metazoa; Mollusca; Gastropoda; Stylommatophora; Geomitridae. The record is from the annotation of a GenBank genome assembly.